GCUCCAGCAGCUCCGAUGACGCGUCCACCUCCACUGAUGUCCAGGCCAACGUUCCCACCACCUGGUCUGGAACGUCGUGAUGUCAAGGAAGAAGAAAAAGAUCGAUCGGAUCGUGAUCGAGGACGUGAACGUGAAAGGGAUCGUGAUUCGGACAGUGAGGAUGAAGAUUACAGCAGUAGCCGAAGGCGAUAUCGGCGGCGCUCCAGGUCAUACAGUCCACGAUCUUCAAGACGUCAUCGUGAUGAUCGCGAUCGGGAUCGUGAUUCGGAUAGAUAUCGUGAGAAGGAGCGUGACCGAGAAUCACGCUCCAGACGUCAUCGUUCACGUAGCAGUUCUCCGUAUGAAAGCUCACGGAGUUCACGGAGAAAGGAAGAUCGGGACAGGGACAGAGAAAAGAGGCGCAGGAAAGAGGAUUCGGGAACCCGAAUAAAGGAAGAAAUUGUUGAUGAUAAAGAAAGUGAUAAAAAGGAAGAACGAGCUGAUCGAGAAAAAGACCGAGAGAAGGACCGGGAAAGGAAAAGAAGGCGUCACAGAAGUGAUGAUGAAAGUCCGGAGAAACGCGACAAAGAAAAGGACAAGGAGAAGAAAAAGAUCAAGAUCAAAGAGGAGCCGUCAACUUAA
Gongylonema pulchrum is the source of this 621-nucleotide messenger RNA. The record is from the annotation of a GenBank genome assembly. Lineage: Eukaryota; Metazoa; Nematoda; Chromadorea; Rhabditida; Gongylonematidae.